CUGGAAACGAAACAAUCUUCUGCCAAAGUAUCUCGUUGAAAAAACAAGCAGUGUAUAUCGGGAUUUGCAUCCCAGAACGCUAUUAGCGUUUUCAGCUGAUGUCAACCGCCUGAAGCAGAAUGGUGUUGGGAAAUAAACACCUGGCACGUCACCAUGUACUGCUGCUCAUUCUGACGUAUGUCGUCAGAGGUCAUACACUUCAAUGUCAUCAAACGGAGUAUCAGCUCAACGAGAAUCUAUGUUGUCCAAAGUGUCCAAUUGGAAGUCAGGUUAGGAGCGACUGCACCAAACGUGGCAGCACAUCAUGCCAGCUGUGCCUGAACGGAACCUACAUGAAUAUCCCGACUGGCCUCAAAAACUGCUUGCCGUGCACAAACUGCAAUGCAGGAUCUGGUCUGGCGAUAAAGAAGGCGUGUACCAGGGAGUCAGACGCAGUGUGUAAACCACUUGAUGGCUUCUUCUGUGUGGACCAAGUUGGGGACGGCUGCCUUGAAGCACGGAAUCACACAGACUGUCGACCAGGACAAUACAUAAGCCAACAAGGAACACCAUUUACAGACACCAUAUGUAAAGACUGCAUUGGCGGCACCUUUUCGAAUGGUACAUUUUGUCAGCCACACACAAAAUGUGAAUCCGAACAUCUUCUCAUAAAACGGGGCACAGCGUCAACUGAUGCUGAAUGUGGCCAAAAAAAAUUUCCCGUGUGGAUUAUCGUCAUUGCCAUUUGGAGUUUCUGUGUGUUCGUUGCUGUCCUGAUCUGCUUUAUCAGAAAUUGGAAAGUAAAGUAUGAAAUUGGUAAGUCUGUUACAUGACUUUAUGAAAAAAAGGCACUGUGGUUUUGCAAAUCCAUAGAGUUGGCCAAAUGUAUAUAUCUAAGUUUGUGUGUUGUACUGUAUAAUAUACUGUUAUUAGGUCUGUGUAGAUUCUCAGGCAUCCAGGUCACAGCAAUCCCCAAAAGUUGAAUCAAGCCUUGUGGACUCUUCUGGGUUAUUCAUGUGGUCCUUGGAUGCUACCUGUUGGUGACCCUUGACUUACAUGUACACACUGAUAUUUAACGUUUUUAGUGAGGAAGCUAAACACUAAACAACAAUCAACACUGUUAUUUAUUGAUGUUAUUUACUGUCGCUAUUGCUGUGCAGUCCAAAUAAAGUAAAAAAAAAAAAAAGUAGGAAAAGCAACUACAGAAACCAUUUGAAA
Messenger RNA from Hippocampus comes (tiger tail seahorse), 1197 nucleotides. Its product is annotated as tumor necrosis factor receptor superfamily member 14-like. Gene Ontology annotation, biological process: positive regulation of peptidyl-tyrosine phosphorylation; defense response to Gram-positive bacterium; positive regulation of T cell migration. The record is from RefSeq and is a predicted model, not a curated record. Gene Ontology annotation, cellular component: external side of plasma membrane. Bases 120 to 812 code for a protein of 230 amino acids. NCBI's taxonomy places the organism in Eukaryota, Metazoa, Chordata, Actinopteri, Syngnathiformes, Syngnathidae. The transcript is spliced from 9 exons. Gene Ontology annotation, molecular function: protein binding.